Cyclopterus lumpus (lumpfish) is the source of this 2666-nucleotide messenger RNA. RefSeq lists its product as uncharacterized. The transcript is spliced from 3 exons. The coding region runs from base 1979 to 2443 and encodes 154 amino acids. The record is from RefSeq and is a predicted model, not a curated record. Lineage: Eukaryota; Metazoa; Chordata; Actinopteri; Perciformes; Cyclopteridae.
ACAUACAUCACUGUGUCCGAGUCCAUCUCUGAUCUCACUGGCUCAAAAAUGUGUAACGGUGGUCUCUUCAUUGUUCUAUUUAAAGUGAACUCAUUCAUCGGUCUUUAAAAUGAAUACAGAGAAAUAUAUUGCUUGAAGAAAAUGAACAUUACUUAACUUGUAUUGACAAAAAAGAGCUUACAAGUUGUCAUUGUUCCCUUCACUGUCGCUCAUGCGUGCAGACAGUUCGGUUACGGCGUUCAUGUCUAUUUGGUGUUUUUUUCCCCCCUCUUGACGGGUCUUACAAUUAUUUUUUUUAUUUGUGAAACUAUUUAUUAUAGUCCCCUUGCUGGUCCCACGUACAGGUAUUGUAUGCUUCAUCUUAAACUUCAUUUAUUGAGAGUUAAUUACGGUUGGGAACUAAUCUCUCUCUCUCUUACUUACCUCCAAAACUUAAGUUAAGCUGUCACGGGACAGGAAGAGUGAAAACCAAAAAACAAGAUCUGCAACAGGUGUAUCGUCGUCACGUAAGCGUUCCCAUCUGUCGCUAUGUUCACGUCACUCCCUUCUUUCUCCUGCCGCUGUCCUGUGAAGGAAUACCCUAAAUAUUGUCUGCGGCUGUAGACAUUAAGACCAGAUAUUGGCAAAGGACACUUGGUCAAAAGUGUUCUUAAAAAGACACUGUAAUGCUGGGCUCCUUGAGGUUUAUUGUUCUGGGUCAGACUUAUGACAUACUAUAUAUUAUAUACUAUACUUUUCUAUGGCAAACUACACUAUAUGUAUGGAAUACUAUAUUAUAACAUACUCUACUGGCUGGAGGCAUUCUGUGUUCAAGUUAUCGGUACUCAUCCCAUUUUGUGAACGUGAUAUCUCGGGAACGCCUGAAGGACAUCUCUUUCGAGUUUAACAUCCACUUGCACUUUUUUGGUAUUUUUUCACAUUUUUUCAUGACUUUAGGACAUUGGCAUGGCUCUUGACAUACAAUACCUUUGUGGCAUUUCUAUGGCGUACUAUACUUCGACAUACUCGACUGACUUUUCUUUAAUGACAUACUACACUGACAUUUUAAUGACAAUUUCAUGAGGACUUUUCUGUCAUAACUGACUUUUAAUGGCAUGCUAUUGGACAAACUAGUGUGGUUUUUUUUAUGACUUGAUCUUUUAGUGACAUACUAAACAAUCUCCUUUCUGGCAAAAAGUGAUAGUAUAGCAACGCGUGAAAGGAUUUAAACAGAGGGCUAUUUCAUUGUGAAAUACUUUUAAUAAAAACAGACUAUGCUUGUACAGCUGUCAUUGACAGCUUUUAAACUGUUUGUCAAAGGAUAUAUUAUAUUAUGCACCUGCCAACGAGUAGAGGUUUGAACUUUUCCUCUUUAAUACUGUACUAUGAAUUUAGACUUUCCUGAAGUUGAGUGAAUUUUGAACUAAGACAAGCCAAACUGUAAACACAAGUUUCUAUGAACUACUUCAAUGGUCAAAUUGAAACAAACUGGACCGUUGCUAAUGAGAUAAACUCUUACGGCUUCAGCUAAUCUUGUUUGAGGAUCAGGGAGUCGGCAGUCAAAUCCCCAUAAAACCAAGCCGCUGACCGGUGUUUCGCCCACAUGUACUGGAAGCACUGCCACGAAUGGAUACUGUCAGCUGAUUGUGUCUACAGGAGAUACCGCUCGCAGGUGAGUCCGUGUUUCUUGUUGGCAUGUCCAGUGAAUUGUGUUCAUUUGUACAGAAACAAGACAGUUUGGUAGAAGACUAAGUUGAUUUAAGGUGACAACUGUAAAUGUUGGUAGACGACAUUCAUUGACAUUUAGAAAAAGAAAUGGAAGCAACAUGAGAAAAUAUUGCUGUCUGUGAUCCUAAUUGUUAUUCUUUGUUGCAGAUUAAAAAAAAAAGAAAAAAAACCCCUCAUUCCUAUCAGUGUAUAAUCCUGUGACCUUUUUACAGAGCUUGGGAAAACCCCACCUGCCGCUCCACACAAACAUCCGCACGAGACGACUGUUGGAAUGGAUUCCCUCAUGUCGCUGGGUGCCCCUCUGAAGCAGUUCACCAGCUGCGUGUCAGGGAAACACACCGCCACCAAGAGAGGGGCCAAGAGGGGCCAGUCUGUCCGCAGAAGCAGCUUCACCCGCAGGAAGAGCGUCAGUCGGAGGAGAAGCCUUCCCUGCAGCAACCAGAAAGUCCCCGACUCCUGGCUCAGACUGUACCAGGAUGACCUGAAGAGAGAGAGGAAACGUCAGCAAGACGUACUGGCCAAGAAGAGCGCAGAGCGGUCGGUCAGAACCCACUUCAGGAGCCACCACUGCCUCCCAAGGCAGACCACCGCUGCCAGAAAACCGGCCUCAGUGAAGGACGAAUCCUUCUUCGGGGCCUUCAAAGGCCUCAGUCUGGAUGGACUGCUGGGAGACGGCAAUGGGUCUUCCUCGGUCUCGAUGCCGGCUGCUAGUGGAGAUCAGUGCAAAGUUAUGUGAGCCCAAACAUAUUAAGACAUUGUUCAAAUGGUCCUAAUGCUCAAGAGACUUGAAGGACAAAGGACAGGGCCCAUAAAGGGAAGAUGUUUGGAGUUGAGAAUAUGAAGACAUUUUUUUACAACAGUCGAUAUUGUUUUUUGUUCUCGAUUCCUUGAUGGUUGUUUUGCAUUUAACUCUGUAAAGUUUGUCUCCUCGAAUACAUAAAAUUGAGCAAAUCUGACAU